AUGUCGUCGUCUCUAAUGAAAUCCACUACUCUACCUUGGGAUAUGUUAUUUGAAAUAUUUAGUCGAACAUCUUUAAAGACUCUUGGAAGAUGCAGAUUAGCAUCAAAAGAUUUGAACUUGAUUAGUUACUACAUAAGUUUCAUGCAAGCAUUUCAUCAAAGAACAAAAACAAUAUCUGGGUUUUUCAUACAAGCUUCAUACAUUCGAAAUAUCAAGUGCCAGUUUGUCUCUAUUACGAAUUCUCCAACUUAUGAUUCUACAGUAUGCCUAAAAUUUUUGCCUGGUCUUGUCAAAAUACAAGCAAUUACCAAACAAGGCAUCUUAUUAUGUGUCAAUGAAGACAACCCAAGAAGACAUCGAAUACUGAAUAUUAUAUCUGCAAACCUUGCACCAAAGAAUGUCCGGUUUUCUAAACCCAAGUCUAUAUGCACAAAUUACAAGUCCAAAUCAUACAAUACUCUUCAAUGUGAAUUAUUUUCUUCGGAAACAUGGACUUGGAAACGAUUGACAAAUGUUUUGUUACCAUGGGAUGAAGACUUAAGUUGGGAACCUGCUGUUUCUGUAUGUGGUGCACUUCAUUGGCUAAUGACUAACAAUGAGAUCUUUGCAUUUGAUGAUACAGAGAGCUGGAAAAUAUUAUAUCUCCCUUCUCCUCUGUGCCAAAAACAUUACUACAGAAAGAUUAAGAUCAUGGACUACAGUGGCCACCUUGCGUUUCUUUACAUGGAAAAGAGUUUUAUGGAACUUUGGGUAAUGGAAGAUUAUGACAAAAACAUAUGGAUUAAAAGACAAAAUAUAAGCAUUAAAACCAUUCAAGAAGUAGAACACUACACUUCUCCCUUGAUUUUUGACAGUUCUGAUGUUGUAAUCAUGAAGAGUUUUGACAACAUAAUUUUAUACAACUUUAAAAGUUAUAGAUACAAUGUAUGCAAGACGGGGAUUGACUUCAAACGUACAGAUGAAAAUUUUCUCUUCCGAUCUGACUUAAAACUGAUUCAUUUGAAGAAUUUUUGGAAGAAGCAACAGUUAUGCAGAGUCAUCGGUUGUUCGGAAGUCAAUGGUUUCUGGCAAUUGUUGCAAGCGUUGGGGAUCAUGCACCUGUUCGGGAGCUACUCCCUUACCCGGUAUCGCUUCUCGCAUUACUUGAAAUCAUCGUCCUCUUCCACGGAUAACGCUAGGAGUCCUCACCAUGAAGGGGCGUAA
Molecule: messenger RNA, 1203 nt
Organism: Corylus avellana
Lineage: Eukaryota; Viridiplantae; Streptophyta; Magnoliopsida; Fagales; Betulaceae
Source: RefSeq, a predicted model, not a curated record